AUGUUGGCACAAAGUGAUUAUGAAGCGAUCGCCUAUUGGGCAAUGCAUUUAACCAAACGGGAAAUUGUAAGCAAUUCAACCGCUGAUUUUGAGACUUACAAGCAAACUCAAGUUGUACGAUUUAAUAACAAUAAAGAUCUGUGGAGAAAGAAUAUGUCGUUGUUUGAGUGUUGA
This is a messenger RNA of Loa loa (African eye worm), 174 nucleotides long. RefSeq lists its product as hypothetical. NCBI's taxonomy places the organism in Eukaryota, Metazoa, Nematoda, Chromadorea, Rhabditida, Onchocercidae. The coding region runs from base 1 to 174 and encodes 57 amino acids. The record is from RefSeq and is a predicted model, not a curated record. The transcript has a single exon.